CACAUGUACACUGAUCAUCGGGGCAUGAUAAUCAUUGUAUCCCCAUCAGUGCCACCUGUCAGUGUCCAUCAAUGCCACAUGUCAGUGCCCAUCAGUGCCACAUCAAUGUCACAUAUCAGUGCCUACCAGUGCACAUCAAUUCCACAUAUCAGUGCCCAUCUGAGCUGCCUUUCAGUGCCAGCCAGCCAGUGCCGCCUAUCAGUGCCCAUCUGUGCCACCUAUCAGUGCUGCCAAUCAGUGUCACCUAUCAUCAGUGCUGCCUAACAGUAUCAGUCAGUGCUGCCUAUCAGUGCCAUAUCAGUGCUGACUUUCAGUGCCCAUCAGUGAUGCCUGUCAAUGCCCAUCAAUGCCAUCUACCAGUGCCUCCUCAUCAGUGCAGCCUAUCAAUGCAGCCUAUCAGUGCCCAUCACUGCAGCUCAUUAGCGCACAUCAGUGAAGGAGAAAAAUUAAUUAUUUACAACAUUUUAUAA
Molecule: messenger RNA, 470 nt
Organism: Staurois parvus
Lineage: Eukaryota; Metazoa; Chordata; Amphibia; Anura; Ranidae
Source: the annotation of a GenBank genome assembly